CCCCUCCCCUGUUGGGGAAGAAACCUAUGAUUCCGCGACAUUGCGUCAGGUAUAUAUGCACUGCCCCCAGGGACAGCAAGGUCCUACUUUACACUUCCCUUCUCGUCAGGUACCCAUCCAUCCAUCGACCCCUGGCUUGUUCGGGAGCAGAGACCGAGCUCUUGAUCUUGAUUCUUGAGGGAGGAAGACAGUCAUGGCUUGUUUUCUUAGGCCGUCGAGCUGCAUUGCCUACCUUCUCGUCGUCCUUGCCUUGUGCUGCGGAACACAACACCGGAGAGUAGAAGCAUCCAGCCGACUCACCCAACAUCCGAGGAUCCUGACCACCGUCUCGGUGAUGAAACCCUCGUACCCCACGAUCACCACGCCCACUUCCGCAUCCUACGCCAUGCCGAUGUCCUCCAGGUUCCCGUCGCUGGCGGAUGCGAACGGCGGCGGUGACGUCGGCGGAGGUGGCAUUGGCGGUGGCGGUGCUGCUGGUGGUGCCACCGGCGGUGGCGGUGCUGCUGGUGGUGCCACCGGCGGUGGUGGUACUGCUGGCGGUGGCGUGGGGGGCGGCGGUGCUACGGGCGGGGGAGCUGCCGGUGGCGUGGGCGGAGGCGGUGCUGCUGGAGGCAUCGGCGGUGGCGGUGGCGGUGGCGGGACGUGGUGCGUGGCGAGCCAGAGCGCGAGCACGUCCGCGCUGCAGGUAGCGCUGGACUAUGCGUGCGGCUACAGCGGCGUAGACUGCUCGGCGAUCCAGACAGGCGGGAGCUGCUUCAACCCGGAUACCAUCCACGACCAUGCAUCCUACGCCUUCAACAGCUACUACCAGAAGAACCCUCUCCCCACCAGCUGCGACUUUGGCGGCACGGCCACCAUCACCACCACCGAUCCCAGCUCAGGAUCGUGCCAGUAUCCAGCGUCAAGCGGCGGCGCUCAAGGGAACAUGAUGCCCCCGCCAUCACCGACCACUCUGACGCCGACCACGCCGAUGACUCCGACGCCAAUGACCCCAUUCACCCCGACGCCAAUGACGCCCGACACCCCUAGCACCGGGACGCCUAUGUAUGGAUCAAGCUCGCCUCCAGACUUCGGGUCGAUGUCCCCUCCAGGCCCAGGAUCAAACUCACCUCCGGACUACAGCGACGUCGGCGCCGCCCCGGCGACGACGAUGGGCAGGGCAACGCUGGCUCUCGUCUCCAUCCUUGCCGCGACGCUAUCGAUGAGCCUCGCCACAUGAGGCGAUACACGCAUCUCAAGAUGGCCACCCUAUGCAGCAGUCAAAGAAGCGCGCGCCGUUGGAUGCUGGGAUGCGCACGCACAGUUGCACCGCAGAACAGAAACCUCCCUGCCGCGAAACCUUGCCAAGCAGAGGUGCCCCAUUUGUUUAGUAGUAUCUUCACAAUUCCGAAGCGUGCAUGCUGAUGCAGCUGCUUCUAGCGUCGCCCCUGCUCUGCUCUAGUGGGGGGCAGCAGAUGUUUAUAUGUCCGAUUAUACUAUUGUAUUUAGAAAUUUAUUAUGAGCAAUUUCAUUUCCUUAUU
This is a messenger RNA of Triticum aestivum (bread wheat), 1520 nucleotides long. RefSeq names its product loricrin. Bases 194 to 1219 code for a protein of 341 amino acids. The transcript has 4 exons. Lineage: Eukaryota; Viridiplantae; Streptophyta; Magnoliopsida; Poales; Poaceae. The record is from RefSeq and is a predicted model, not a curated record.